Messenger RNA from Pestalotiopsis fici W106-1, 897 nucleotides. RefSeq lists its product as uncharacterized. NCBI's taxonomy places the organism in Eukaryota, Fungi, Ascomycota, Sordariomycetes, Amphisphaeriales, Sporocadaceae. The transcript is spliced from 2 exons. The record is from RefSeq and is a predicted model, not a curated record. Bases 1 to 897 code for a protein of 298 amino acids. Gene Ontology annotation, molecular function: hydrolase activity.
AUGGUCCGCCCGCCUUUCGUUCAUCCAGACUACUGGGCACUGCUUGGCGGCAAAGCGCCGACGCCGGCGCCACCAGCAACGGACCUUUUCACUAUUAGAGCCUCAAUCAACGCAGCUACUCAGGCAGCCUCCAAUGCGCUCCCAUCCCCCGCCGGAAUGACAACCAGUGUCAGUGUUGUCACUUCUACUGAUGGAACCGAGUUCAAUGUAACCAGGUUCGUACCUCUCAGCGUCCAGAAGAGCAGCGAAACUGCGCAAAGGGCAGUCAUCUACGGUUUCGGGGGCGGCUUGAUUGCAGGCAGCGUCAAUAUUAGUUUUAACGUGAUUGCCAAUUUCGCCGAACGGACGGCAACUCAAGUAUUUGCUCCCGACUAUCGCCUAGCCCCCGAGCACCCCUAUCCUGCGCCUCUGCAAGACAUUUAUUCAACAAUUACUUGGUUGCAGGCCCACGCAGGUGAUUUCAACGUUGACCCUGCUCGUAUCGUCGCGUUCGGCCAAAGUGCUGGCGGUAAUCUCAUGGCGUCGGCAGCACUUAAAGCCAGAGACGAGGGACUCACUCCCCCUCUCACAGCGCUAGUGCUCGCGUAUUUGGGCGAUUCCAACGGAACGGAGGGCCAGGGCACUAGCAACAAGGUCCGGAAAGCUGCAGCUCCAUACACGGCCGCACCAGGCCGUGCCGAAGAUUUGCACGGCCUUCCACCGACGCACCUGGGUGUCGGUGGUCUGGAUCUGUUCCGCGACGCGAACAUACGCUUUGCUGAGAAGCUCUCAACACAUGCCGUCAAAGUGCAAUUCAAAAUCUUCCCUGGAGUGCCGCACGGCUUUGAUGGACACCCUGCUUUCACUCUCAGAACUGAGCUAUGGAGCAAUGAGGCUCGUUUCAUCCACCGACUCUAA